CUCGACGUGCUCUGUGGCUCCAUAACGCUGUCACCGACUACAAUGUCAAACCUUUCAGGAGUCUCGCGAGCUUCCGGUUUCACGCCAAGGGCAGAAGAUCCAUCGUGAUUUAUUUGUUUGUUUAUUAUUCAAGCCGAACUGACUCCCACUGACUCUACUUGAAGUGAUAUUUUGCGCUGAAGUCAUGAUGAUGAGGUCUUCACAAUAAACUAAGCUAAGGUCUAUGUUAGAGCAACGAAGACAGAAAUGGAGGUGACAAGGCGAAGAGACUCCAGUGGCCAGUUCUCGGACAACUCGGACCAUGACUGUGAGGAAAGCAGCCUGAAGUGUAAUGAAUGUGGGAAAAACAGGGCAAUAAUGGCCAGAUACUCCGAGGGUUAUGGCACUGAGGAGGAGUGCGUCCAGUCUGAUCCUCAGCGAGAGAGCGAUGCAGAUGCAGACGUAGAGGAUGCAGACACCAGUUCUGCUGCAGGAAACCAACCCUACCCUACACUGACCUCAGCAGCCCAUGGCAUAAGCCCGCUGGACCUUUGGUCCAGACUACAGGUCGUGGGUUCUCUCCAGCGAAUCAGCUCUCGGAAGCGGAGGCGUCAGCGAGUAACCCGGCAAGACACCACGGAGAGCGAGGAUGAUGGGGGACAGAGCCAUAGAAACCACCGCUGGAGUCUUAGAUUGAGUCCCCAUCGCUCACCCAACAGAACCAUAUUGGAGGAAAGUAUUUCUCAGGUCAGGCCACUGGUGAUUUGUCACUGUAAUCCAGCAGAUACCCCAACUGCUUCAGACAACCACCCCGACAAAGGAAAAUGGUCGAGGCAAAUAUGGUCUUUCUCUCACUCUUUACCUCUUUUCUUUUUCCUCUUUCUUCUCCCCCUCUUCAUUUCCAUCAUAAUUGUGUUCUUUUCAUUCCUCUUCCCGCUUAAUAAUACCUGACACACUCUGCAACAGAUACCUCAAGGAAUCCUUUUUUUGUUGAUGCGUAUACUACGAGAAGCACAAAAAUUGGCCUUGAAAUGAAAGUGUAAUGUCUGAUACAUGUUAGCUAGUGGAUAUUUGUUGCAUUAAUUAUUUGAGACCUUUACUUAAGAGUUUAAAAUGUCUGCUUGAAAAUCACUAAUCCAUUUUUGUCAGACAGAAUGCUGUAAUUCACUCCUUAUUCUUUUGUUAUGUUUAAUCACCUACAAUAAUCCAUCAUAUUGCAUUUAUUAAUGGUUAUAAAAAAGCAAAAAUCUUAAUUAGAUUAUUAAUUUGCUAUUUAUUAUGGCUUAUUGUUAAGUGUCACCAUCAUUAAGCUCAGAUGUUAUUUCUUACGCCACCAGUGUGUCUGUGUGUGUAGGUAUAGAUGCUCAAGUGUUUGAGGGCCAAAGCAUCACCAGUAACGUGUGUGUGUGGAAAGCUUAAAAAUGGAAGCGAAUUACUAUGCAAUGUACAGACAAGUCUUUUAGGGUACGGUAUGUUUGAUAGAAAAUGCACUUUUUUUUUUUUUUUUUUUUUUAAUUUUCAUUUUGUGAAUGCAUGGCUGAAGUGAUAUUAAGCAAACCUCAACUAAUGCAUCAAAUCUGUGAUAAGUGGCAGAGCUUAUUACUUAUUUCAAGUUUCACAUCAAUGUUAGCAUUAAAGACUUAAGUGUUGGGUAUGCUUAAGUGAGAAGUACAUUUAAUGUUUUCCUCUUUUUUUUUUUUUUUUUUUAUACAGAAAAGUAACAUCUUAACAGCCCUGAUGCGAUUGCUCAGGCAUUCCUAUUCAGUAUUAUGUUUAAUGCUAUUAAUUUUGUGCUUUUAUAACUCCAAGUUCCAUCACAUUUCUGUUCAUGUCACAGUACCAUGUUUUCCUCUUCGGCUUUAAAGUGAAAAUAAAGUGUAUGUUUGUGAAAAUUGUG
Messenger RNA from Neoarius graeffei (lesser salmon catfish), 1876 nucleotides. RefSeq lists its product as uncharacterized. Lineage: Eukaryota; Metazoa; Chordata; Actinopteri; Siluriformes; Ariidae. The coding region runs from base 247 to 930 and encodes 227 amino acids. The transcript has 7 exons. The record is from RefSeq and is a predicted model, not a curated record.